AUGUCUGACGAAGAACAGUCCGCUAUUGUCUGUGACAACGGCUCUGGCAUGGUGAAGGCCGGCUUCUCCGGCGAUGAUGCGCCGCGCCAUGUGUUUCCAUCCAUUGUUGGCCGACCAAAGAACGAGCAAGCGAUGAUGGGAAGCGCCAGCAAGAAGCUUUUUGUUGGCGACGAGGCUCAAGCAAAGCGUGGCGUGCUUUCGCUCAAGUAUCCUAUCGAACACGGUAUCGUCACCAACUGGGAUGACAUGGAGAAGAUCUGGCAUCACACCUUCUACAAUGAGCUGCGCGUCAACCCGGAGUCACACAGCGUCCUACUAACAGAAGCCCCUAUGAACCCCAAG
Molecule: messenger RNA, 342 nt
Organism: Trypanosoma cruzi
Lineage: Eukaryota; Euglenozoa; Kinetoplastea; Trypanosomatida; Trypanosomatidae
Product: actin, putative
Exons: 1
Source: RefSeq, a predicted model, not a curated record